Molecule: messenger RNA, 2549 nt
Organism: Mandrillus leucophaeus (drill)
Lineage: Eukaryota; Metazoa; Chordata; Mammalia; Primates; Cercopithecidae
Gene: CTDSP1
Product: CTD (carboxy-terminal domain, RNA polymerase II, polypeptide A) small phosphatase 1
Exons: 7
Coding region: 8-1039 (343 amino acids)
Molecular function (GO): RNA polymerase II CTD heptapeptide repeat phosphatase activity
Source: RefSeq, a predicted model, not a curated record
AAUAGUAAUGACGAGUGAAAAGACCAACCCGCAGACCCACGGCGCGCACCACGGAGGGGCUUCCCGCGAGAAGGCAGGGACCUUCGUUCCCAAGUGCCUAGCACUGCGCCAUAGGCCGGGUGGAACGAGCCUUGAGGGCCUCUGGUUUGAGGUCCCCACGGUCGGGCUUUGGGCCCACCGCGUGCGGCGCCGUGCUGGGCUCCUGGGAUCGGCAGCGAGUCCAGUGACCCCCACCGCACCCCCAGUAAUCACAGGGCGGCCGGCGAACGCGGGCAGGGGAGGGGACCUGGGAAGGCCCCUGGAGAAGGUGGCAUUUCCUCGAGGUGACCAGAAGUCAGCAGCUUCCCAGAAGCCCCGAAGCCGGGGCAUCCUCCACUCACUCUUCUGCUGUGUCUGCCGGGAUGAUGGGGAGGCUCUGCCCGCCCACAGCGGGGCGCCCCUGCUUGUGGAGGAGAAUGGCGCCAUCCCCAAGACCCCAGUCCAAUACCUGCUCCCUGAGGCCAAGGCCCAGGACUCAGACAAGAUCUGCGUGGUCAUCGACCUGGACGAGACCCUGGUGCACAGCUCCUUCAAGCCAGUGAACAACGCGGACUUCAUCAUCCCUGUGGAGAUUGAUGGGGUGGUCCACCAGGUCUACGUGUUGAAGCGGCCUCACGUGGAUGAGUUCCUGCAGCGAAUGGGCGAGCUCUUUGAAUGUGUGCUAUUCACCGCCAGCCUCGCCAAGUAUGCAGACCCAGUAGCUGACCUGCUGGACAAAUGGGGGGCCUUCCGGGCCCGGCUGUUUCGAGAGUCCUGCGUCUUCCACCGGGGGAAUUAUGUGAAGGACCUGAGCCGGUUGGGCCGAGACCUGCGGCGGGUGCUCAUCCUGGACAACUCGCCCGCCUCCUAUGUCUUCCAUCCGGACAAUGCCGUACCGGUGGCCUCGUGGUUUGACAACAUGAGUGACACAGAGCUCCACGACCUCCUCCCCUUCUUCGAGCAACUCAGCCGCGUGGACGACGUGUACUCAGUGCUCAGGCAGCCACGGCCAGGGAGCUAGUGAGGGUGAUGGGGCCAGGACCUGCCCCUGACCAAUGACACCCACACCUCCUCCCAGGAAGACUGCCCAGGCCUUUGUUAGGAAAACCCACGGGCCACCGCCACACUCAGUGCCAUGGGGAAGCGGGCGUCUCCCCCACCAGCCUCGCCAGGCGGUGCAGGGGCAGCAGGCUGCACUGAGGACUGUGAGCCCCAUGCCCCAUGUCAGUGCCUUCGAACCUCCUCCCCCAUUCUCAGGGGACCUGAGGGGCCCUGCCUGCUGCUCCCUUUUUCUGUCUGUGUCCAUGCUGCCAUGUUUCUCUGCUGCCAAAUCGGGCCCCUUGGCCCCUUCCGGUUCUGCUUCCUGGAGGCAGGGUUCCUGCCUUGGACCCCCAGUCUGGGAACGGUGAACAUCAAGUGCCUUGCAUAGAGCCCCCUCUUCCCCGCCCAGCUUUCCCAGGGGCACAGCUCUAGGCUGGGAGGGGAGAACCAGCCCCUCCCCCUGCCCCACCUCCUCUCUUGGGACUGAGAGGGCCCCUACCAACCUCUGCCUCUGCCUUGGAGGGAGGGGAGAAGGUCUGUUACCACUGGGGAAGGCAGCAGGAGUCUGUCCUUCAGGACCCACAGUACAGCUUCUCCAGGGCCAACAGCUGAGGGCUGCUCCCUGCAUCAUCCAAGCAACGACCUCAGACUUUUGCCUUAACCAGCCCUGGGGCUUGGCUCCCCCAGCUCUGAGUGUGGGGGCAUAGGCAAGACCCCCCUUGUGGUGCCAUAUAAAUAUGUACAUGUGUAUAUAGAUUUUUAGGGGAAGGAGAGAGGGAAGGGUCAGGGUAGAGACACCCCUCCCUUGCCCCUUUCCUGGGCCCAGACGUUGGGGGGAGGGAGGGAAAGGAUUUUUACAUUUUUUAAACUAUUUUCUGAAUGGAACAAGCUGGGCCAAGGGGCCCCAGGCCCUGUCCUCUGUCCCUCACAUCCCUUUGCUCCGUUCAUUCAUUCAAAAAAGCAUUUCUUGAGCACCUUCUGUGCCCAGCAUUAUGCUAGGCACACCAGCUAAGUGUGUGUGUGUGGGGGGGUCUCUACGCCAGCUCAUCAGUGCCUCUUCACCCACCCGACUUCACCGGUGCCUUUGCGGGAUCUGUAGGAGGUGGGACCUUUUGUGGGGUUUGGGGAUCUCCAGGGAGCCCGACCAAGUUGUCCCCCUCCCCUGUGCCAACCCAUCCCCUACAGCCCCCUGCUGGCUGGGGGCAGCUCCCAGGAUAUCCUGCCUUCCGACUCUUGUUUCUGAAGCCCCUCCUCCUAACAUGGCAAUUCCGGAGGUCAAGGCCUUGGGCUCUCCCCAGGGUCUAACGGUUAAGGGGACCCACAUACCAGUGCCAAGGGGGAUGUCAAAUGGCGAUGUCGUUGUGCCCCCUUACCCCAGAGCAGGUGGGGGGGCGAAUAUGGUUGGCCUGCAUCAGGUGGCCUUACCAUUUAAGUGCCUUCUCUUUGACAGAGCCCCAGUGUAAUGAGAACUAAAGAGAAAGCCAGACCCC